Messenger RNA from Apis cerana (Asiatic honeybee), 4646 nucleotides. Its product is annotated as solute carrier family 52, riboflavin transporter, member 3-A. Lineage: Eukaryota; Metazoa; Arthropoda; Insecta; Hymenoptera; Apidae. Gene Ontology annotation, molecular function: riboflavin transmembrane transporter activity. The record is from RefSeq and is a predicted model, not a curated record. Gene Ontology annotation, cellular component: plasma membrane. Gene Ontology annotation, biological process: riboflavin transport.
GAUAGUGGAAAGCAUUUAUAUAAAACAAGAAAACAGAUUGCAACACCAAAACAUUGAAUAAUCAUUAAAGUUGCUGAUACAGCGAAUUGAUUCUAUAAUUUGUUAAUAAUUGCUAUAUCAUUUCAAUUAAUAUCAAUUAUUUAAAAGCUAAAAAACGGCGACUGAAGAAGAAAGGAUUCAUCAGCAAGGUCGUUUGACCUAUUUAGACCCACUGUUGAUGAAUAACAAAAGACAAAAUAUGUUGAGCCAAAAGUUAAGUAAUAGAAGGUUAUUAGUUGACCUACUUGCACUAAUGUUUGGUCUUGGUGCAUGGAUUGGUGUAAAUGGCAUUUAUGUUCAAUUACCACUUCUUGUGAACGAAGCUCCAGAAGGAUGGAGUCUUCCAGCACAUAUGGUUAUGUUAGUACAAUUUGCCAAUUUAGGACCAAUACUUUAUACGUUAUACAUAAAAUAUAAUAAAUGGGCAUGUGACAAAUAUAUUACAUAUGUCCUUUUAGCAGCAGGAGCAAUGUCUACAUUUAUAUUAGCUUUUUUAUAUGAUAAAACUACUAUAAUAUUUGGCAAUAAGCAUUCCACUGCAUUAUUAUCAUUAAUGUUUGUAACUGCUAUUGUUGGAUGUACGAGUUCAGUACUUUUUAUGCCAUACAUGAGGAACUAUAGAGAGAUUUAUUUAGUGUCCUAUCUUGUAGGAGAAGGACUCAGCGGAUUUGUGCCAAGCUUAGUGGCAUUAAUCCAAGGUGUUGGUGGAAAUCCCGAAUGUUUAAAUAUUACUAAACCUGGAUCUAAUGUAGAAUUAACACCUUAUUAUCCAGAACCCAGGUUUUCAAGUCAGACUUUUUUUAUUUUUAUUGGUAUUUUAUUAUUUUUAUGUUUCUUGGCAUUCUUGGGAUUGAACAAUUUGUCUAUUGCUAUUGGAGAACGUGUGAAACAUUCAGCAAAUAUGGAAACAUUACCAACAGAUACACGAGCUCCUCCCAGUUAUAAAACAAAUUCUGGUUGGGCAAUGUCUAAGCAAGUGUAUUUAUAUUUAUUAAUUAUGAUGGGAAUGGUUUGUUUCUUAGGUAAUGGUACAUUACCAAGUAUUCAAUCAUAUUCUUGUUUGCCAUAUGGAAAUGUUGCAUAUCAUUUGACUGUUACAUUAUCAUCAAUGGCUGGUCCAUUGGCAAUGUGUCUAGGUUUUGUCAUAAAAAUGCCAGAAGUUAAUUUCCUUUCUGGUCUCAUGGUUAUAGUUAUAGCACUUUCUAGUUUUGUUUGCUUUCUAGCUGUUGAAUCACCUACACCACCUUUGCAAAAUACAUGGUUAGGUGAAUUUUUGGUAGUUUUAUCUUGGAUAUUAAUUAGUGGUUUGAUAGGAUUUAUAAAAUUAGGUAUUACAACAUUAUUUAGGCCUGAUCCUGGCAGAGGUUUAUAUUAUACUGGUGUUGCAACUCAAAUUGGAUCAUUGAUAGGAGCAAUAAUUACAUUUGUCUUAGUUAAUCAUGCAAAACUAUUCCAUUCUUAUUCACCAUGUUUAUUAGUUGCAGCAAAUUGACAUUUAAUAUGAGAUUUAUAUUUAAUAAUUUUAUUAGUAAAAAUUGUAUAAAAUUAAUUUAAAAAAUGAAAUGUAUCUCUUAAUUAUUCUAUUAUUUAUCAAAUUAAAUAUGAAAAAGCAGGGUCUAAGUAUUUUUAAAUAUUAUAAAUCUGGAACAUCGAAUUAAGAGUAUAAUAGUAUAUACUAAUAUAUUUACAUAUAUAAGUCAACAUAAGAAAAGAACUAUUUGGAUUUUGUAAUUUCAAUAUUAAAUAGAUGAAUAUUAAAGCCAAUCAAACUUCCAAUUUGCUUAUAAAAUUUUAAGAAAGCUAAAUAUUUUUAAUAAUUAAAACUAAAGAAUUAUAAUAUAUUUUUAUUUCAAUAUGAAUUUAAUUCGAAUAAAUAUAUAAAAUAUGAAUAUAGUUAAAAAAUAGUUUUGUAUAAUUAAACAAAAUAUAAAUAGAUAAAUAAUAUUUUCGAAAUUUUAAAUUCAAAAAUGCAAUUAUAAUAUAAUUUAUUGCAUAAUAAAUAUUUUGAAUAAUUUUUUAUCAAAAAUAUCUUUCAUAUGAAAAGAUACAAUACUGUUAUAAUACUGUUAUGAUUAAUUUUAUUACAAAAAUAUACAAAGUUUAAUUUUAUCAUUUAUUUUAUUAUUUAUUUUGAAUUUAAUAUAUUAGAAUAUUAAAAUGUACUUAAUAUAAAAUUUAACUAUCAUUAUGUCAAUUCAAAAUGAUUACUCAAACUUUAUAUUUUAUCUGAUAAACUUUAUUGUUCGGAUUAAAGAAAAGUCAGACAUCUCAUGAUUUUAUCAUAUCAGUUUCUCUGGUUUAAAUGCAUUCUAUAAUGUAGAAUUUUAAUCAGUUAUGUUUUUGUUUUUUAAAUAAUUUUACAAAAUAUAUAAAUAAAAUAGUAAAAAUAAUUUUUUUCAAUUAUAUAUUUGGAAUAUUUGGAAAUUUAACAAAAUAAUUUGGUAAGAAAUCAGUUAAUAAAAAAUAAUUAUAUAAAUAUAAAAAACUAUUUAAGAUUAUUUUUUUAUUAAUUAUUAUUCAGGUAUAUAAAAAUUUAAUUUUCUAUAUAAAUACAGAAUGAUUCAUAUUACACAAGAUAAAAAAAUAUGCAAUGAAAAAACUUAUAUUGUUGUGCAUUUUCUUAUAAUAUUAUUUGGCAUAUCUUCCUGGAUUGGUAUUAAUGGAAUAUUUAUUCAAAUACCAAUACUUAUUAAUACAUCUCCUGAAGGUUGGUCAUUACCAAUUUAUUUAGUAUCGAUAACUCAAACUGCAAAUUUUGGUCCAUUACUAUAUAUAAUUUUGCAAUAUUUCAAAUGUAAGAUAAAUGAAUCUUGGUGGAUAAUGUGUUUACUGAUGUUAGGAACUUUAGCAAUGGGAUUUCUAAGUUUUUUUUCUUCUGAGAAAACUGUUAUUGCUAAUAAUGAAUAUAGUUUGCUAUUAUUUGUUUUAACAUUUUUCAAUGCCUUAGUAAGUUGCUUUAGUUCUAUAUUAUUUAUGCCAUAUCUUCGUAACUUUAAUAUAAAAUUUUUAACAUCAUAUUUUAUAGGAGAAGGAUUAAGUGGUGUACUGCCAAGUAUUAUUGCCUUGAUACAAAGAAUUGGAUAUAUUUCAGAAUGUACAAUUCUUAAAAAUAAUACCAAUAUAGAACCAUUGAAAUCUUUUGUUUUAAAAUUUUCUCCAAAUGAAUAUUUUCUAUUUAUUUUUAUUAUUUUAUUUUUAUCUUUAGUUGCUUUUGCUAUUUUAGAAUAUUCUUCAGUUUUUCAAAACAUAAAACAAAUUCAUAAUUCUAUCAGUAUAGUACUCAAUGAAAAACAAGGAUAUUCUCAUGAUCAUUGUACUAAUAAUAUUCAAGAAAUGAAACAUUAUUUAGUAAAUAAUAGCAAAUAUUUAACUAAACAAAUACGAAAUUAUUUAUUUAUAUUACUUGCUAUUUUUUGCUUUUUGAGCCAUGGUUUCUUUCCAAGCAUACAAUUUUAUUCCUGUUUACCUUAUGGAAGUAUAGCAUAUAAAUUGUCAAUUAUAUGUGCUCAAAUUGCAAAUCCACUUAUGUGUUUAUUAGCAUUUUGGUUUAAAAUUUCAAGUAUAAAAUUAUAUAUUAUUAAUUACUUAUGUAUAAUAUGUUUACUUAUUGGAAGUUAUGUUACAUAUUUAGCAAUAUCUCCAUCACCACCUUUACAAGCAACAAAACUUGGCAUUUUUUUAGUUAUAAUAUCAUGGGCACUCUUAAUGGGAUUUGUUUCUUAUUUAAAAUUAAUUGUUAUAUCAGUAUUUAGAAAUACAAUGCUUCCCAAUAUACUCUUUAAUGUAGGUGCAAUUAUGCAAAUAGCAUCUGCAAGUGGUGCAAUAUUUUCAUUUAUAAUAAUUAAUUUUACAAAUUAUUUUGAAGUAUAUGAUAAUUGCACUUAAAUAAUUGAUAUAUAAAUAUAUAUCUUAUUUAUUUUAUAUAUUAUAUAUGCAAAAUGAUAAUUGUAAUAGCACUUUUAUUGAAUAUAUCUUUACAUGAUUUAUAUACUUACAUAUGUACAAAAUUAUAAUAAUGAUUUUUUCAUUAAAGUAGCUUUAAACAAAAAAAUUGAUAAGAUAUAAAAUAUAAAUUUGUAUCUACAAAAAUAUUUUUAUAAUUGUACAUAUGUCUGCAUGUGUCUUUAUGAAUGAAUAGAUAUGGAUAAAUAAAUAAUAUAAAACAAUUAUAGAAAUCAUGAAGUUAUAAAAAUUAUAUAUAAAAUAUAUAUAUUUUAUCUAUUGUUAUCUUAAGUACUGCCUUCCAAUACCGUACUUAAGAUUAUUAAAUGUAUACUACUAGUUUUAAAUUAUAUUUUAUUUAAUAAAGAAAAAUCACAUUUAUGUAUCAUAUUAUCAAUUGUUUAUAAUAUAUAACAAUUAUUUAUUCUAAAUGAAUUUGUUAGAAUAUUUUGAGAACAUAUUCUUUUAUUACGAAUAUUUAAAUAUCCUAAAAUUUAAUGAUUGCCACAUAAUUAAAUUUUAAUAAAUAUUAUAUUAUAUAAUUAAUUAUAAAAGAUUCUUUUGUUUAUUAUGAAAUGUGUGCAAGUAUGUAAUGGAAUUUUAUAAAGUGAUUUAUACAAAUUUGCAAAUAUAAUAAAACGAAUAAAAUAAAAAUAUUAUUUAAA